Molecule: messenger RNA, 1450 nt
Organism: Zea mays
Lineage: Eukaryota; Viridiplantae; Streptophyta; Magnoliopsida; Poales; Poaceae
Product: fiber protein Fb2
Exons: 5
Coding region: 294-1067 (257 amino acids)
Source: RefSeq, a predicted model, not a curated record
AUUUGAUUUAUUUCUGGAGAGGCUUACGGCUCACCGUGCGCAAGGUUCACCCCGGUUGGCACGUCAUUCGCUCACCACUCCCACCGCCACCGGCCUCAAGCCAACACCACCAGUCCACACAUGCGCAGGCGCACACGCACGGCCGUUGAGACUUGAGACAGAGACGCAGGAGCGCGGAGGAAAAGGAGGCCCAGACCACCGACGGGGAAAAAACAUCACGAACACCGUUCUCCAUAGCGGGAGUAGUGAGGAACGAAAGAGAGGGGGCGGCCUAGGGCUUCGAUUCCGCAGCCAUGGACGCCGCUGACGUGUGGGGCCGCUCAUCGUCCUCGUCUUCUUCGUCCGCCGCCGCCGCGAGGCGCCUGCAGGCGCGCUACGAUCUGUACAUGGGGAUCGACGACGCGGACGCCGGCUUGGACGAGGUGACGGAGCCGCGCGGCGGGGCGGAGUCCUACAACUGCCCCUUCUGCGGCGAGGACUUCGACUUUGUCGGCCUCUGCUGUCACAUCGACGACGAGCAUGCCGUUGAGGCUAAGAGCGGGGCAUGCCCCAUCUGUGCUACAAGGGUCGGAAUGGACUUGAUAGGACAUUUGACUAUGCAACAUGGAAGUUAUUUCAAGAUGCAACGCAGGCGCAGAGUCCGAAAAGUAUCUUCUGGGUCCCAUUCUUUAUUAUCUUUGUUGAGAAAGGACUUGAGAAAUGGCAGUUUGCAGUCAUUUCUCGGUGGAUCAUCCUAUGUAUCCAAUCCUCCUGCUGCAGCACCAGAUCCAUUUGUGUCAUCUUUAAUUUGUACUUUGCCUGUGGCUGAACCAUCCAAAGAUUUACAUUCCGACUCAUCUGACAAUAACUUUUUGCUAAAUAAAUUCCCAGAUGAAAAGCCUGUAGAGAGGUACGUCACCUCAAGCUUGUCCUUUCUGCUGCCUCACUCAUCUCCCUCUUUGCCACGAUACCAUUGGAUCUGGGCUGAACCAUCAUUGUCGGAGAAAGAUCAGAAGGAAAGGGUUCAAAGGAGCAAAUUCGUCCGAGGGCUUGUGCUCUCGACAAUAUUUGAUGAUGAUAACUUGUAAAGGGGGUCAUCAAACUUGAUAACAGCAUCACAAUAGUUAAGGAACACGAAGAGAAUCAUCAGACUCUGCUGCUGUUGUCGUGAUCACACAAGAGGCCCAUCUAAGUUCGUAUAUGUACGGAUGGAAUAUUUAUGCAUGUAUGUAUUUAUGUUUAUCUCCCUGCAUUUACCCUUAGUGCAACAGGGUGGUAGGGGACGGUUGUAGUAUUCCAAAUUUAUGUAUCAAAUAAAUGAGGACACUGUCCUUGGGGUGCAAUUGUGUAUAUAAUAUAAUAAUAGGGAGCUACUCGCCAUGAUUUAGGAUAUUUUAUUUAACUGUUGUAAUAAUAUGCAGUGUUUUGUAUGAUGACCCCAUUUUUUUAUAUAUAACUGUUCAUUUUAGUC